This is a messenger RNA of Pteronotus mesoamericanus, 3731 nucleotides long. RefSeq names its product multimerin 1 (gene MMRN1). NCBI's taxonomy places the organism in Eukaryota, Metazoa, Chordata, Mammalia, Chiroptera, Mormoopidae. The transcript is spliced from 8 exons. The record is from RefSeq and is a predicted model, not a curated record. Bases 1 to 3636 code for a protein of 1211 amino acids. Gene Ontology annotation, molecular function: protein binding; calcium ion binding.
AUGAAGGGAGCAAGGCUAUUUGUCCUGCUUUCUACUAUAUGGAGUGGGGGUUUUGGACUUAGUGAGACUACACAGACUUGGACUACAUCCAGUGAUGAAAACUCCCAGAAGAAUGUAACCUCUGCUUUAACUCCUUUAAAUGAAACGCAAAGUCUCCAAAUGCUUCCAACCUCUCAGAUGCCAGCUGAGAUGGCCACUGAGGCAACUACCACGGAAAAGAGUCUUCUACCAUCAGCAUUGUAUCCCUCAGACACAAGUGCAUCUCCGGAGGGUGCAAGUAAGCCAGCCCUCACAUCCACGCAGAAGACCGAAAGGGUGAUAAAGUUACAAACUCUACCUUCCCGAUCCAAAUCUAGCAUCAAGUUAAGUCCUGGAGGAGAGUCAGUGGUCCUUUCCAACUCCACACUGAAAUUUCUUCAGAGCUUUGCCAGAAAGUCAAAUCAACAAGUGAUUUCUCCAAACUCAGCUGGCAGCUUGGGAAAUCGAUCCCCGCGGGAAAUAGAUCUCAGCAGAGGUGACACCAGAGAAAGCCAGAGAACCAACUAUCAAAAAUCAAGCUUUGAAACAACUAGAGGAAAGAACUGGUGUGCUUAUGUACAUACCAGAUUGCUUCCCACAGUGAUUCUGGACAACCCAGCUACUUAUGUUCCAAGUGGGAGAGGGCUUUGUGGCUGGAACAGUGGAUUCUGUCCCAAGAGAUCUCAGAGGAUAUCAAAUCCUGUCUACAGGAUGCAACAUAAAAUUGUUACUUCAUUGGAGUGGAAGUGCUGUCCUGGAUUCAGUGGAGCAAAAUGUCAGCUAAAAGCCCAGGAACAGCAGCACUUGAUACACACCUACCAGGCUGAGAGUCACGCAGCCGUUGACGGAGGGACGGCCGAGCAGCGACAACAGCAGCAGGGCUGUUGUGACCCAGCAGUGACACAAAAAAUGACUGACCAGAUGAACCACCAAGCAACGAAACUGACUCUUUUGCAGAAGAAGAUUGACGAUAUUUCUUUGGCUGUGACCGAUGUAAGGAACACAUACUCCUCCUUAGAUGAGAAAAUCAAUGAAAAUAAAGGCAGCGAAUUUCAAUAUUUUCUAAAAGGUAUAAAAUCCAACAGCAUUAAUGAUCUGGUAAAGGACAUAGUUAGACAACAAUUUAAAAUUUUCCAAAAAGACAUGCAAGCGACUGUAACACAGCUCUUCAAGAAUGUAUCAAGACUAUCAGAGGACCUUGAAGACACCAAACAUGUCAUUCGGCAAGUAAAUGAAUCCAUGGUCUCAAUAGCAGUCCAGCAAAAGUCGAUUUCAAUGCAGGAAAAUGGGCCCACUUUGACUGAUAUACUAGAUCUUAAAAAUCGCAUUGUAAAUCUAAGGCAAGAAAUGUCUUUUACAUGUGAGAAAUCUAUCAAAGAACUAGAAGCAAAGCAGACUCAUUUAGAAGAUGCUCUAGAACAGGAACACUCAAGAAAUAUUCUGUAUUACGAAUCCCUCAAUAAAAUUCUUUCUAAAAUGAAGGAAGUACAUGAAGAAUCAACAGAACAAAUAUCACAGCAGAGUGUUCCAGCUGCUGGAUCAGUUAGCAAUAAUGUCACUGAGUACCUGUCUACUCUACAUGAGAAUAUAAAGAAGCAAGGUUUGAUGAUGCUGCAAAUGUUUGAUGAUUUGCACAUCCAAGAGAGCAAGAUUAACAAUCUCACCAUUACUUUUGAAAUGGAGAAAGAAUUUUUCAAAGGUGAAUGUGAACACAUGUUAUCCGAGUGCAGACAUGAUUUUAAAUUUCAAAUUAAGGACACAGAAGAGAAUUUACAAGUUUUAAACCAAACAUUGGCUGAGGUUCUCUUUCCCAUGGAUGAUAAAAUUGAUAAAAUGAAUGAGCAACUAACUGAUUUGACCCAUGAUAUGGAGAUCCUUCAACCCUUGCUUGAGCAGGGAGUAUCUGUUAGAAAAACAAUGAUAUAUGAACAACCAAAAGAAGCAAUAGCUAUAAGGAAAAAAGUAGAAAGUCUGACUAAUGCUGUCAAUAGUCUAAAUUCUCUUAUCAAAGAACUUACAAAACGAUACAACAUACUAAGAAAUGAAGCUCAGAGUCGCACUGAUGCCUUAGACAGACGUAUCAAUGAAUAUGCCUUAGAAUUGGAAGAUGGUCUAAAUAAAACAAUGACUAUUAUAAAUAAUGCCAUUGAUUUCAUUCAAGAUAACUAUGUGUUAAAAGAGACUUUAAGUACAAUAAAGUGCAAUCCCACAGUCAAUGAUAAAUGUACCCAAAAUAUGGAAACUAUUUUGACAUUUAUUCCUCAAUUCCAGCGUUUGAAUGAUUCUAUUCAGAUUUUAGUCAAUGACAAUCAGAGAUAUAACUUUGUUUUGCAAGUUGCCAAGGCCCUUGCAGAUAUUCCUAAAGAAGAAGAACUAAGUCAGUUCAACUUACAAAAGAUUUAUCAAAUUGUCAGUGAAUCCGCUUCCAGGGUGAAACGAUACCAGGAGAAUAUGAGUCAUUUGGAAGAAAAAAUGUUCUCAGCCACAAAGAUUUCCAAAAAUUUUGAAACUCGGUUGCAAGACAUUGAGUCUAAAGUGACCAAGAUGCUCACACCUUAUUAUGUUUCACUAAAACAAGGCAGUGCAGCCACUAAUAAGAAAGGCCAGGCUCUUCAACUGCAAGUAUUAAAUUCUAGAUUUGAGGCACUAGAAACAAAAUCUACUCAUCUUUCAAUUAGCUUCUCUUUACUUAACAAAACUCUCUAUGAAGCUUUAACAAUGUGUCAUAAUGCUUCUUCACGUGUAUCAAAACUGAAUGCUACCAUACCUAAGUGGCUAAACGAUUCUCUACCAGAUGUUCAACUUCUUCAGAAAGGUCUGACAGAAUUUGUAGAAUCAGUAAUUGAAAUAAAAACUCAAAUUGCUCUAUCUAAUUUAACUUGGCAUAUAAAUCAAUCAUUGUCUAGUAGUCUUGCAAAUGUUUUCAAGUCUCAGAAGAAAGUAAAACCAUUGCUGAAGAAACCCAAUGCACUUAAGAACCCAUCAAUGAAUGUUACCACUGCCCUAAUUGGCCAAACCCAAAGAAACACAAACAACGUUUUAUCUCCUGUAACAGAAGAAGCGUGUAGCAGGUCCCCAUGCCAGAACGGGGGCACGUGCGUAGAUGGGAGGAGGAGCUUUGUCUGUGCCUGCCGACAUCCCUUUACUGGUCACAACUGCACUGUCAAGCUAAUGGAGGAAAACGCUUUAGCUCCAGAUUUUUCCAAAGGAUCUUACAGAUAUGCACCAAUAGUUGCUUUUUUUGUGUCUCAUACAUAUGGAAUGACUACACCUGGUCCUAUUCUAUUUAAUAAUUUGGAUGUCAAUUAUGGAUCUUCAUAUACUCCAAGUACUGGAAAAUUCAGAAUUCCGUAUCUUGGGGUAUAUGUUUUUAAGUAUACUAUUGAGUCAUUUAGUGGUCAUAUCUCUGGAUUUUUAGUGGUUGAUGGAAGAGACAAGCUUGCAUUUGAAUCUGCAAAUAUUGACAGUGAAGUACAUUGUGAUAGGGUUUUGACUGGGGAUGCCUUAUUGGAAUUAAAUUAUGGGCAGGAAGUGUGGCUACGACUUGUAAAAGGAACAAUUCCAGCCAAAUUUCCCCCAGCUACUACCUUUAGUGGUUACUUGCUAUACCGCACGUAAAUUAGUGGGAGAGACAGACCGUCACCCUUACUGAGGAGUAGCCAGUGUUUUUAUCUACCUUUGCAUGCACAUUGGUUCUAUUUUUAAUUUUUCUA